AUGAUUGAAGAACUGAACAAUUUAAACUCCACCAUUAAAUUUACUUUGACGUACAGCCCAGAUAAAAUCCAAUUCUUGGAUGUGGAGAUAUUCCGGAAGGAUCGAAACAUUGGACAUCGAUUAUUUAGAAAACCCUCAGACCGCAACACGCUGCUACACGCCAACAGCGCUCAUCCCAAAGCCCUAAAGGAGUCUUUACCUAUUUCGCAAUACUUAAGAGUGUACAGGAAUAACUCGGAGGAAAGCACAUGUAAAACUCAACUAGAGGACAUGACCAGAUCCUUUGUGGAACGAGGAUACACAUAUAAAGUGCUCCAAGAAUGUCAAAUAAAAGCAGAAAAUAUAUACAGGGGCAUAUCUACUAAACAACUUCAAAAUCUGCCCAGAAUUACGAUCCCUUUAUCAUACCACACGGAGAGCCAGAGAUUUUCCCACAGGAUUAAAGGUAGAUGGGACAUCUUAUCCAGCGACAGAACACUUAAUCCGGUUUUUUUACAGAAACCAAGGGUCGCAUAUUCACGCAACAGAAACUUGAAGGACAUUUUAGUAAAAACAGAUAUACCGAGCCAAUAUAAUACACGAACAUUGCAUACCAAGAAAGGCUGUUUCAAGUGUUCAGGUUGCGUCACCUGUGGACACAUGCUGACAGGCUCUUCCUUUGCACAUCCCCACACAGGCAAAAGAAUCCAGAUCAAACAUCGACUAACCUGCAUGAGUGACCAUGUAGUAUACCUCAUUUCAUGCCCAUGUGGGAAAUAUUAUGUGGGUAAAACAGACCUUACAGUAAGGGACCGUAUUCGUGGUCACAGAUCAGGAAUCAUGACGGCGUACCGGGAUGGGAAGACUGAUAAACCUGUGGCAAAACACUUCCUAGAUUUCCAACACCAUUUACCCACGCUUAAGUUCAUUAUGAUAGACCACAUCCCACCGCUCACAAGAGGAGGCGACAGAUCAAAGUUACUUUUACAAAGGGAAACCUUUUGGAUCACACAUCUGGAUACGGUCCAACCGAAAGGAUUAAACGAAUACAACUCAUUUAGUUGUUUUUUGGAUAUCCGUUGAUAUCGCUGAGCAGUAAAUGACUUGGAUGCGAGAUUUUGACUCAGGAUUUAAUGACCAUCCCAUAAUAAAGAGGACAUUGUGAAUUAUUUCCAUCUGAUUUCCUGCCGGUGGGAGUUACAAUACAGAGCUGCAAGAAAGGGUUGUGGACUUCCAAUUGGUGAUUGGGGAUAGUACAUACAUCUAGGCACUUUUGGCUUUUUGAUAAAUACCCAGUGACAUAAGGUUCUUAUAGUAGGACCCUCUCUCCUUUUACCUAAUUUUUCUUUUUUCCAUUACCUAGCAUGCCGAUCUUGGAGGCUGCACUGGCAUAUAGUUAGUAGGAUCACUGUCACAUUUUUUAUUGUUUAUUUUCUCAUUAUUGUUUAUUUUUACUAUUUUUAUUUUUUGUUAUUUUUAUUUUUAUUAUAUUUUUUAUUUAUUUUUAUAUUUAUUUUUAUUUCAUUGUAUUUUGUAUAUAUUUUUUAUUUCAUUUUAUUUAUUUACUUAUUUAUUUUUUUAUUUUUUUAUUGCAUUCUUACCUUUCUGACAGUGCAUUCUCAUUAUUCACGAGGGCUCAUUACACUUUUAGUGCAUGUUUCAGCUGCACAGUCUUUUUCACUUUUCAUUGAUUUUCUCAUUUCUAGAGGUCAGGCAGUAUACUCACAUUUUUUACUACAUCAUUUCACACACACACCGGAGAAUGAUCUUAGUAGCACACACACACUCUUUUCUACAGUGUUUCACAUACAUACCGUAGAUUGAUUUAGUACAGGAUUUUCUCAUUCUUGCUUUAUUUUUUACUAGUUUGGAAUUCACACAUACUGAUUUGUCACUCACCAUUUAAUAUUCCCUGUGUUUAUUUAUUUCAUCACACACAUGCUGAUCACUCUACACUAUAAAUGGACCCCAGUAGAUAAAGGGUCAACAUUACACACACUCUCUGUUAUAUACUGACAACUCACAUUAUGCUAAGCCAGCCUGUUUUCUGUAAUUGAUGCCUGUUCUUAUUGUUUAGGUUUGUGAUUUGGCAACACACAUGGCUUUCCCAGCUAGGGUUUCCAAUUUAAUAAGGAGUUAGGUAGUAUUUGAGUUAGCUCUAUUAGGCUACACAGGUCCACAGUUACCAAUACACCAGUCUUUCUAACUGAGUCCCUAUAUGAGCAAUCGUUUCUAGCCAUUCCUGGCUCACUCUAGUACCCUACGAUCAGUUAGGCAGUUGCUUAGACAUUUAUGAAAACACAUAUGCAACAUAUAAUUUUAUUUAUCCUCCGUAUUGAUUUUAAAUCUCUGCCGACAUUUGGUUUUUAAACAGCUGUGCCGUCUCUAGGCAACACAUGGUGAUUUCACCACACGUCACUUUACGGCAAUUAACAUAACGAUCCACAAUUUGCGGCUUCACUCAUAUGGCAGAUUGGACACACAGGGAGCACUUGGUGAUUGGGUAAGUUUAACAAGCGUUUAUGUAUAUAUUUGAGGUUUUUGUAUAUGACAGCAUCUUGAUAAAGACCGCUAGACGGUCGAAACGUCGAUUUUUUUGUGUGCUAUUUGAAUACAGUAAUUUGAUUUACCAAAUCCAUGGAGUGCUCUCAUUUUUUGCUUUGUUUAUAUAUAUAUAUAUAUAUAUAUACACAUACAUACAUACACACGUAUUAUAUGUAUGUGUGCAUAUAUAUUAUAAACUGGAAAAACAUUGUUUUCAUAGAAAACGAAUAAAAAUGCUAACUUUGGCCAGCGUUUGUGGCUACUACCAAAGACUGGACAUACCACAUUUUUAAUACCCUGGGUUGUCUACAUUUGAAAAUGGUAUGCCAUGAUGAGGUUAUUUCACAUUCCUGGACUACCAUAUGGUCUCAAAAUGCAACACAGACCCAGCAAACCAAUCUGGCAAACUUAAUUGAGCAAGCCCUAUAUUGACCCUGUAACUUUCCAAAACACCAUAAAACCUGUACAUGGGGGGUAUUUUUAUACUCGGGAGACUUCGCUGAACACAAAUAUGAGUGUUUAAAACAGUAAAACUUAUCACGACGAUGAAAUCACCAGUAAAAGUGACGUUUUUGUGUAAAAAAAAAUGCAAAAAACAAAUAAAAAUGCUAACUUUGGCCAGCAUUUGUGACCAAGUCGCUACUAAAAAAGACUGUACAGACCCCAUUUUGAAUACCGUGGGUUGUCUACUUUUACAAAUGGUAUGCCAUGAGGGGGGUCCAUUUUUAUUCCUGGGCUGCUAUACGGUCUCAAAGGCAACAUAGGACCAACAAACCAAUCUGGCAAAUUUCAAUGUGCAAACAUAGAAAAGGGGAAAGCCCUACAUUUGACCCCUGUAAGUUUGCAAAAACCCAUAAAACCUGCACAUUGGGGGCACUGUUGUACUCGGGAGAUAUUGCUGAACACAUAUUGGGGUGUUUUCUGUCAGUAACAAUAACAGGAACUGAAAAUCCAUGCCUAAAAUACAAGAGAAAAAUAACACAAAAAAUGAAUACCCAAAAGGUUGGCAAAGACUGAUGGUAGAAUAAGCCCAUGGAAAGUGUCUAGCGUGUCUACUUUUCAAAAAUAUAUGGUUUGAUGGCGGUAAAUUACAUUGGCCGGCUUCAAAAAUGUCCCAAAUAGGACAGGGUCGAACAGUUGUGUUUUUUUAAAAAAUUUUCAUCAUAUUUUAGAAUUUUUUUAUAGUAAAUUAUAUGAUGUGAUGAAAACAAUGGUAUCUUUUGAAAGGCCAUUUAAUGGAGAUAAGAACAGUUUAUAAUAUGUUUGGUUACAGUAAAUGAGUCAGAGGAAAAUUACAGCUAAACACAAACACCGCAGAAAUGUAAAAACAACCCUGGUCCCAAACGAUAAGAAAAUUGAAAAGUGGUCUGGUCACUAAGGGGUUAAACUCCAACUCAAUUGUAGUCACAUUUUGGCUACUAUAGCCUGCGCUUUACAAUUCAGAUUUCAAAUUACUACAAAUGGGUAGUUGGUGCGUAACCCUAUAUCAGUGUUUCCCAACCCAGUCCUCAAGGCACACCUACCAGUCCAGGAUUUAGGGAUUACCCAGUUGUGUCUAAGGUGUUUUUUUUCUUCUUUGUAAAAACACCUUAGACACAACUGGGUAAUCCCUAAAUCCUGGACUGGUAGGUGUGCCUUGAGGACUGGGUUGGGAAACACUGCCCUGUAUCAUGCACUGACAUAUGUAUGUAAUGUGUAAACUGCCAACACUACCUUCCCAUUUUUAUUUUUAGUUUACAGUAUAACUCCCACUCAGCACUGAUUGAGCUUGGAGUGGUACGCCACAAAAGCAUCUGAUGAUGAGUUUGUCUCAACUUGUCAUCCAAUGCAACUCUCAUCAUACUCAGCCAGAUUCAGGCUCCAUAUGAUGACCGCUGUAGAUCAUAGUUGGGGUUGGGGGCUCCUCAUUGCAGUCUCCAGCAGCGUGCCCAUACCAUGCUGUGUUCUGUUACUGCAAAAAACCUAUACAUUUUUUAUGUAAUUUAAUAAAUACCCAAAAUGCACAAAUAAAAGGCCUUAGGAUCACUGUACAUGAUUAUCUUUUCUUCAUGAAUAUAAUAUUUUUUUUAAAUCCAUUUUUAGAUUACUUCGUCCAAUUGUGAGGGCUAUACAAGGGCAUAUUCAUGCCAUCCUCGGUGAAAGGGUAAGUAAAGUGAAAAUAAAAGAUUAAGAUAAUUAUAAACAUAGUCUACAAAACGAAUGACAAAUUAGGAAAAAAAAAGGCAUUUUAGAGGGAAUGUGAUAACGAUAUAAAAAAUAUAUACUGGGUUGAUACAAGUAUUGGUAAAGUUUUAUUUAACAUGGCUGUGGGAAAAACAACACAAGGUUAACCAAUGAGAAAAGAGGAAAGGAGAUAUCACCUAGCUCAGCAGAAAGAGUUCUCUAUGGUAAAAGAUUAAUAAUUCAUUAUUAGGAAAUGUCAUUAGAGCACACAAUUUAGGCCGAAAUUGCCACAUUGUGACUAUGGAUGAGUUGGAGAAUUUUUUUCCUGAUCACGUUUUUGUGCCUAAAUAAUGCAAUUUUGCAAUUUGUUUUCCUUUAAUUAACUAUAUUUCUCGAAAUAUAAUUUAAUUCACUGUAAUUCUAGAAGUUUAUUGGAAGUAAAUUAAGCCCGUAGUAAAGAAUUUGUUUCUGAAUAUAUUUAUUUUAAAUUGAAUAUAUUAUGGAACAACCUAUUGGAAUAAUUUGAUACCGUGUUUCUCCGAAAAUAAGACCGGGUCUUAUAUUAAUUUUAGUCACAAAAAAACACACUAGGGCUUAUUUUCAGGGUAGGGCUUAUUUAUUUACGGUACCAGUAUGUACAUUGAACCCCCCCUUUAAUUAAUCCACCCCCCCCUUUAAUAAAUCCACCCCCCUCUAAUUAAUCCACCCCCUCUAAUUAAUCCAGCCCACCCUUUAAUUAAUUCCCCCCCUCUAAUUAAUCCAGUCCACCCUUUAAUUAAUUCACCCCCUUUAAUUAAUUCACCCCCUCUAAUUAAUCCAGCCCACCCUUUAAUUAAUUCACCACCCCUUUAAUUAAUUCACCCCCCUCUAAUUAAUCCAGCCCACCCUUUAAUUAAUUCACCACCCCUUUAAUUAAUUCACCCCCUCUAAUUAAUCCAGCCCACCCUUUAAUUAAUUCACCCACCCUUUAAUUAAUUCACCCCCUCUAAUUAAUCCAGCCCACCCUUUAAUUAAUUCACCACCCCUUUAAUUAAUUCACCCCCUCUAAUUAAUCCAGUCCACCCUUUAAUUAAUUCACCCCCCUUUAAUUAAUUCACCCCCCUCUAAUUAAUCCAGCCCACCCUUUAAUUAAUUCACCCCCCUCUAAUUAAUCCAGUCCACCCUUUAAUUAAUUCACCCCCCUUUAAUUAAUUCACCCCCUCUAAUUAAUCCAGCCCACCCUUUAAUUAAUUCACCCCCUUUAAUUAAUUCACCCCCCCUUUAAUUAAUUCACCCCCCCACCCCCUUUAAUUAAUUCAAUUAAUCCCAGACAUAAAAUAUCUAGCGGUACUCACAUUUCAAAGAUUCCUUGCCGAGUCCGACCACUGGGAGCCUCACCGCCCGGAAAUGGAUCCUUCCGCUGAAGAUCCGUGAAGGCAGACUGACGGCGCUGCAAAAUGUCGUCAUCACGUUGCGUGACGCUCCUCCUACAGCAGAAGAAGGAAGUCUCGCCGCAAAGGUACAAUGCCUAGGUCUUAUUUUCGGGGUAGGGCUUAUAUUGCAGCCCACCCCGAAAAUCCGACUAGGGCUUAUUUUCGGGGUAGGGUUUAUUUUCGGGGAAACACGGUACAUGGAAAAUUGUGUGGACAUUUUUUUAAAGAUGAUGCUUUAUAUACUAUUGUCACUUUUGUACCUGAGUACAAAUUGCAUUGGGUUACACGUUACAUAGGGCUUGAUUUUUAUAUUUUUGGAUAAGCUUUUCUAAAGGUUUAAUAUUGUUGGAAUAAACUUUUAAGUGAUUUUUUUCAAAAUAUUGAAAUAUAAAUAAUAUAUCAUAUAUAUAAAAAUAUUAAUAUAGAAAAAUCUAAUUUAAAAAUCUAAAUAUUUUUCAAAUGAUUACAUCAUUUUAAAAAUGUAUCCAAAAAUAUUUAAUCUUUUUCAAAGUCUGUCCAGAAAAAUUAAAUCAAGGCCAUGAUUACACACUACUACUAGUGUAAAAUUAAAAAGAAAUCCUUUUAAUUUAAUUUUUUUGAUACCAUAAUUAUUCUUACGUGUGCAACGUGUGUAACUUUUUAAAAAUGCCUUUUUACAACUAUAAAUAUUCUACUAGCUCCCAAGUUUACAGCAAUUAUUAUUCACAAUUAAUUUUAAAAUCCCAGCAAUUUGUGCACCUCUUGACGCAGAACUUGAAGCAUAAAAGAUAAAAAUAAAAGCAAAGUGCUGAGCCAGAAUAGUCUAGUUAAUACUAAUAUAAAUAUAAUGUAUUAAUAAUACUUUUCAGGUAGAGGUUUAGGCUGAGUUAAGGUAAACCAAGAAAAGUUUUCAAGUAUGUGGUUAGGAUUAGUGGUAUAUCAAAUUAAGGAUUAGGGUGAACAGGUAAAGCUAUCAGUAUAUCAGUAAAAUUUUAGAAUUAGGAAACAGAGAAAAGGAAUAGGGAUAGGGAAUGUGUGGAAGGAUUAGAACAUAGAAAUAGAGUAUUUGCUUCCACAAAGAAAAAUGAUUUAACCCCAAAUAACUCUAGAAAUGGACUGCUCUGCUUCUUCUAAUCCUUGACCAGUGCAUUUCCGGUCCCUAGUAAUUCCUCAGACCGUCAUGAUCACAUUUAGCAUGUACUCAAUUAAUAAAUGCAAAAACUGAAUUUGAUAAAGAAAAUUGGCCCUAAUCAACAGGACAAAAGUCCAUUUUAUUUUGUUCUUUACUCCCUUAAUAAUUUGAAUGAAAAAAAAUAUAAUAUAAUAUAAUUUUAUGAGAAAUAAUAUAUAAAGAAAGCUUGGGAUAGCCAUGUUGCUGUCAUUAUACAAAAUACAAAAUAAGCAGGAGGCUAAACUGGAUUAAACAUUUUUUUUAGACGAGCAGAAUACAUGUUUGAGUUGGCUUCCUGGCUCUAAUCAAAAUCUUUAUUUCUAUGACCUAUGAAUGUAUCUCCCUUACAGCUAUGCGUAUCAGUUUCUAAUGUAUUCCUGGGAUUGAAUGCAGAUUUGGGUCUAAUGGCUGGUAAGUUUAACUUUUUAGGAGGUUAAUAUUUAUUUCCUUUACUCACACAAUAAACUAAUUUUUGUUUAAUGAACAAAUAUUACAUAAUGGCAACAUAAUAAAUAGAAUAAGAGAGUUAUAUAUAUAUAUAUAUCACACAACUUAAAUGAAAACAUAUGAGUUAUAAACUAUAGGGAGACAUACUCAUGGAUUCAUUCACCUAACUAGAACAACAUUUGAGAGAACUAAGCUAAAAUCUUUGAAAAUUGCGAUUUUUGUGUGCAUCAAUAAUCUGAUUAUGGAUAGUUAAAAGGAUACGAUAGGAUCCAAAACAACUUUAGAUUAAUGAAGCAGUUUUGAUCUAUAGAUCAUGCCCAUGCAGAUUUCAGUGUUCAAUUAUCUGCCAUUUAAUAGUUAAAUCAUUUUGUUUAUGCUGCCUCAGCCACACCUCCCUGCAUAUGACUUACACGGCCUUCAUAAGCACUUCCUGUAAAGAGUGAUCUAAAAUUUAAACUUCCAUUAUUGCAGUCUGCUUAAUUUAGGAUUUCUUAUCUCCUGCCAUGUUAAUAGACUAGAGUUUGCAGGAGUCUCCUGUGUGAGUGAUUAAAAUUGUAUUUGCAGAGUUAAGAGUAAAGUAAGUUAAGAGCUGAUUGAAAUUGAAUUUUCUUUUUUUUAUGUCAAACACAGCUAGAGAAGGUGUAGCUAGGGCUGCAUAAACAAAAGUUAUUUCACUCCUAAAUGGCAGAGACUUGAGCACUAAGUCUUCAUUGAUAUAAUCCAUACAUCCAAACUGCUAAAGUUGCUUUGAUAUAGUAUCCAAUUAUUCUAUCAUUAUGAUGGCCAUACUGCUACUUUAAUUUCAAAUGCAUAGAAAUGUUAUAUCCAGCAGGGAGUUUUUUCCCUUUAUUAAUUUUAUUAUUUUAUUUCCAAAAGUCAAAACACAGAGAGUAGACACAUCAAUGUAAUCUUGUUGGAUAAACUUUUAAAAUGAUUUAAUAUUAUAAAAAAAAGUUUAAGUUUGUAAUAUUUUAAUAUUUUUUGAUAUAAUGAUAAAGCUGUUUUAAAUAUUAUAUGUUUUUAAUAUUUUAAUAUUUUGAAAAUCUUUUCAUUUGAAAAUCUUAUCCAACAAUAUGAAAUCGAGGCCAGAAUUGCUUAAGUGCAGAUAAAUACACAGUUUCAAAAAAAAUGUAAGUCAAAAUAUAUAUAUAAAAGACAGAUACUAUGCCCAACAUAUACACAAAUAACAACAGGAUUAUUCACUAAAGUAAGAAUUCAAAGUGAAUCCAUGGUGAAUUUCAAAUUUAAAGGACCACUAUAGGCACCCAGACCAUUUCAGUUCAAUAAAGUGGUCUCGGUGCCAGGUCCCCAUAGUUUUAAAGAACCACUAUAGUGCCAGGAAAACAUACUUGUUUUCCUGGCACUAUAGUGCCCUGAGGGUGCCCCCACCCUCAAGGUACACCUCCCGCCUGGCUCUGGAAGGGGGAAAGGGGUAAAAACUUACCUUUUUCCAGCGCUGGGCGGGGAGCUCUCCUCCUCCGAUCCUCCACCGUUCCUCCCCGUCGGCUGUAUGCGCACACGCUGCAAGAGCUGCGCACGCAUUCAGCCGGUCGCAUAGGAAAGCAUUAUGAAUGCUUUCCUAUGGACGCUUGCGUGCUCUCACUGUGAUUUUCACAGUGAGAAUCACGCAAGCGCCUCUAGCGGCUAUCAAUGAGACAGCCACUAGAGGAUUUGGGGGAAGGCUUAACCCAUUCAUAAACAUAGCAGUUUCUCUGAAACUGCUAUGUUUAUAAAAGAAUGGGUUAAGCCUAGCUGGACCUGGCACCCAGACCACUUCAUUAAGCUGAAGUGGUCUGGGUGCCUAGAGUGGUCCUUUAACCCUGCAGCUGUAAACACAGCAGUUUUUAGAGAAAAUGCUAUGUUUACAUUGAGGGUUAAUCCAGCCUCUAGUGGCUGUCUCCCUGACAGCCGCUAGAGGCGCUUUCACGAUCCUCAAUGUGAAAAAAACUGAGUAAUGCUUUCCUAUGGGCGGUUUGAAUGCGCGCGCGGCUCUGGCCGUGCAUGUGCAUUCGGAGCUGACGUCGGCAGGGGGAGGAGAGGUCACCAGCAACAAGGGAGCCCGGCGCUGGAUUAAGGUAAAUGGCUGAAGGGGUUUUAAGGUAAAUGGCUGAGGUGGGCCCUGAGGGAGGGGGGACCUAAUAACCCUAUAGUGCCAGGAAAACAAGUUUGUUUUCCUGGCACUAUAGUGCUCCUUUAAGGUCAAACUUGCCAAACUGUAAAAAUUCAAGUCAGCGUAAGCCCUGCAAUAUUGCACGCCUAAGGGAACAGGGACACUGCACCUAGCCCACUUCAAAUAGAUGAAGUUGUCCUAGUGCUUGUAGUAUCCCUUUAAAGAGAUACAAAAAAAUAGUUACAAAUUACACAUUUGCAUUUCUAACAGUCUUAUGCCUCUGUAUUGUGAUCUAGGCACCCUUAAAACAACUAUAAAUGGUUACUUUUAAAUUAGAACAUUAUCAUAUAAUAAUACAAUACCAUCACUUUUACGAGGGUAGAUCUUUGAGCCUGCAUACAAUAACCUAAAAUGUUAAAAAAAAAAUCAAAAAAAAUCAGAAGGAUGGGAAGUGCAUCAGAAUAAUUUAAAUAGGAGCUGAUUAUUAAAGCAGAUCUCUCAUGUUGUGUUUCUUUUUUGUUUCAAAAACACAUAGGCUACCGUUGCAAUUGCUUGGGUCUGCAAAUAAUAUUCAAUAUUGUCAUCAAUUUGAUACCUACCCCGUGUUUGUGCUAAAAGAGCUGUUUUUCCAGCAUCAUGGAAGAAUAGAUAGCCACGUUUAAGAUGCUUUUCCGACUUGGCUUAUUGAAAGUCAAACCAUACAGCAUAUUGUUACAUAAACAUAGAAUGUCACACCGUUAACUCUAAUUAUCCUAUCCCACUUGCAUCUUACUAACACAAGAAGCACAAACAUUGUUAAUGGAUUUCACUUGAACGUCUAUUUUUUCUUUUCUUUUUUUUUUUUUUGUAUUCUUUAUUUGUGUGCUUUUACGUAAAUUCAGGUAAGAGGGGGAAGGGGUAAAGAAGGGAAGGAUAGGAGGGGGUAGGGAUGGGUGGGAAACGUGUAUUAUUUCAAGGUCCGAAUCUUGCCUUUCUUGCUUUCUGCAGGAAUCACUCCAAUCAGUGAAGAUAUGGAAUUACAAUAUACUGUUGAAAAUCCUCCUGUUGUAACUGAUGACUACAUGGACAUGGAAAUGAAUGUAAGUGAGGGUGCACCUUACUUGACUGUUUCAAGACAACUGCUUAAGAAAGGUGCAUGUUACAUGUUAAUUCAUUUUGAAUCAAAAUUGCAGGUGAACACCAUAAAAACAAGACAGUUUUCUUAAAAAGAGAUGACCAUGUCCAUCUAAUGAUUCAAGAAGUCACAAUGUACUAGAACACUUUAAAAAUUCCAUUAAAAAUUGAAUCUUCCAUAUCUAAGGGGUUUAAAAGCAGAACUAUAUUUGAUGGUCCUGGAACAUUAUGGGACCAUUUAGGCUGGAGGCUUGUCACAAAUGUAUUUACUGUUGUGACUGACUUACCUUGAGGCCUGCACAGUGUUUUGUAGUUUGCUGGGAUUGCUUGAUACGUAGAUGUCAGUUAAAUAGGUGCAUGGGUGCUGGAUAUAUUGAGACAUUGAAAGUCAGGAGUGAUACUAGGAGGUAGAUGGAAUCCAGAUGUAUCUCCUAAAUAUCAUUCUUUACAAGGAAACAUGGUCACAUGUGGAGUGUCAAAGGUUAAUGAAGAUCAAUACAAUAUGAGUAGUCUUGAAAUUGAAAUGGUUUAUUUAGGGUUCUGGUACACAUGAGCACAUCAACCUCCGGUAUUCUACUAGGGAAGGGAAUGUAAUUAAAGUUGUGAGUGGUUUGGGGUGGCUUUUGAAAGUUGAGUUUCCAUCUCACUAUGACUUGCUUUGGGUACAACAGGCUGGAAUGAAUUGGUCUUGUUAAAAAUGCGUAAAAAUUUGUGCUGAUUGGAGCAAGCACAGGAAAAGACCAACAUUGGCUAAAGAGUGUUCUGCAACCCUUACUCUACUGUGAGGGAUUUAUAUUCUGCAAAUAUAUUCCAAGGGUCUUUUCAAUGAGAACUAAUCGCAAAGCUUGCACCGAAUAUUUUACCAUGAAGUCUGCCAGACAGAAGGCUAUAAUAUGCUCCAUAAGGGCCAUGUUGUCUGUUAAAGGACCACUAUAGUGCCAGGAAAACAAACUAGUUUUCCUGGCACUAUAGUGCCCUGAGGGUUCUCCACCAUCAUGGCCCCCCUCCCGCCAGGCUGAAGUUGGAGGAAGGGGUUAAACAAUUACCUUUCUCCAGCGCUGGGCUCCCUCAGCACCGGGAACUCUCCUCCUCCUUUGGACGUCAUUGCCUGAAUGUGCAUGGGCGGCAAGAGCCGCGCACCCAUUCAGUCAGUCCAUAUGAAAGCAUUCUCAAUGCUUUCCUAUGGACGCUGGUGUCUUCUCACUGUGAAAAUCUCACUAGAGGCUGGAUUAACCCUAUUAUAAACAUAGCUAUGCAAGUCACUAGAGGCUGGAUUAACCCUAUUAUAAACAUAGCUAUGCAAGUCACUAGAGGCUGGAUUAACCCUAUUAUAAACAUAGCAAUGCUAUGUUUACAUCAGGCAGGGUUAACCCUAGAAUGACCUGGCACCCAGACUACUUCAUUGAGCUGAAGUGGUCUGGGGGCCUAUAGUGGUCCUUUAAUAAAUCAGAACUCUGAAACAUGAAGUCAUACCUUGAUUCUCUGUUCCUUGUGAGAAACCAAAAAACACAAACAGGCACAUUCAGACAUCUGGCUAGGCAGAUUCCCUAGUUAGAUGCCAGAUAUGCUUCCCUCUUAGAAAAGGCAGGAACAAUGAUGGGGCUUUAUAAUCAUUUUGUCCCUUCCAAAGUAGAAAAGAUGCUAAAUUGUUUUCCAUGAUAAUAUAUGAAUGUGAUUAUUUUUGCAUUGUGUUCUCAGGCUGAAUAUACAGUACAUGAGCAGGUGAUUAAACUUCCCACCGGUGAUCAAGAAUUCACUCUUCCUCCAGGAGCUGGCUCUCAAGACUCUAUGGUCAACAUGGGAUUUUCGCAAGACUUCUUUAUCUCUCUGUUUAUAGCCUUUCAAAACUCGGGAGGAUUCAAUCUGAAUAUACCAUCAACAUAUGUAAGUAAAACACAAUCAUCAUUUUUAGAAUUAUUAGCUAAUUACAUAAACAUUAUUUAUGUUGAAAUUAAUGAGAUAUACCUUGGAACAUAUAUCACUGACUGAUUUUAUUCUUUUUCAUUUUUCUAGGCAUCUCUGGAAAAUCAUCUGAGUACAUCUGCACUUGGCUCCCUUAUCCCUGAGGUUACUUAAUUUACAUUGUAUUUGCUGAACAAUGAUAUAAAUGGAAGGAAAGUUAUGCAAAUAUGCAGUUUCACAGUCAGUUAUUGUAUUUUACAGUUCCAAGAAAAAGUAUGUGAUCCCUUUGGAAUGAUAUGAAUUUCUGUACAAAUUGGUCAUAAAAUGUGAUCUGAUCAUCAUCUAAGUCACAACAAUAGACAAUCACAGUCUGCUUAAACCAAUAACACACAAAUAAUGAAAUGUUGCUCCAUGUUUUUAUUGAACACACCAUGUAAACAUUCACAGUGCAGGUGGAAAAUGUAUGUGAACCCCUAGACUAAUGACAUCUCCAAGUGCUAAUUGGAGUGAGAAGUCAGCCAACUGGAGUCCAAUCAAUGAGAUGAGAUUGGAGGUGUUGGUUACAGCUGCCCUGCCUUAUAAAAACACACACACCAGUUCUGGGUUUGCUUUUCACAAGAAGCAUUGCCUGAUGUGAAUGAUGCCUUACACAAAAGAGCUCUCAGAAGACCUACGAUUAAGAAUUGUUGACUUGCAUAAAGCUGGAAAGGGUUAUAAAAGUAUCUCCAAAAGCCUUGCUGUUCAUCAGUCCACGGUAAGACAAAUUGUCUAUAAAUGGAGAAAGUUCAGCACUGCUGCUACUCUCCCUAGGACGUGGCGGAUCCAGGGGCCUGAUCUCAGGAGGGGCAAUUGUAGAUUAUUUAAAGAAAUAAUCCAGACACAAUAACCACUACAGCUCAGUGUAGUGGUUAUGGUGUCAAUAGUGCCGGGACCCCCUCCCAGAGUAAGUAGUCAAACUGUUUAAGAACAGUUUGACAACUUACCUGAGGUCUGCUGGGAAAUGGGGCAGUAGUAGGGCAUAGGAGCAGUGGUGUGUGUGAGUGCUGCAAUGUGUAAGGGGUGCAGUGUGUGUGUGUGUGUGUGAGGGGGACAGUGUGUGAGCAGAGUGUGUGUGUGAGGGUGGCAGUGUAUGUCAGGGAUGCAGUGGGACAGUAUGUGUGUGUAACAGUUGCAGUGUGUGUGUGUGUGUGUGUGAGUAUUGCAGUGUAUGUGUGUAUGGAAGUGACGGUGUAUGGACGGUAUGUGUAUGGGGGCAGUAUGUGUGUAUGGGGGCAGUGUGUGUGUGUGUAUGGGGGCAGUGUGUGUAUGUGGGGGCAGUGUGUGUAUAGGGCCAGUGUGUAUGGAGACGGUAUGUGUGUAUGGGGCAGUGUGUGUAUGGGGGCAGUGUGUGUGUGUAUGGGGGCAGUGUGUGUGUGUGUGAAGGGUACAGUGUGUAUGUAUAGGGGGCAGUGUGUGUGUGUAUGGGGGACAGUGUGUGUGUAUGGGGGACAGUAUGUGUGUAUGGGGGGGCAGUGUGUGUAUGGGGGCAGUGUGUGUGUGUAUAGGGGGGGCAGUGUAUAUAUGUGUGUGUGUGUGUGUGUGUGUGUGAUAAGGGAAGGGGGGCUUUUUUUUAAUAAUAAUAAUAUAUAUAUAUAUAUAUUUUUUUUAUUAUUAUUUAUUUAAAAUAUAUAUUUAUGUCCCCCCUCCCUUCUUACCUUUACUGGGGGGGAGGGGGGACAUUUCCCUGGUUGUCUGUUGUCAGUGGGCGGUUCAUUGGUGGUCCCAGUGGGGAGAGUGAACUCUAGCCCUCGCUCCCGGGCUAGAGUUCACUCUCGCGAGAUUUGGAGCGUUGCCGUGGUAACCUUGGCAACGCUCCAGAUCUCGCGAGAGGAGGACCCGGAGGAGCUGCAGCCUGAGCUCCGGGUCCUCUCUCCUCCCUCUCCCUCCCCCGCCGGCUGCCAGCACAGUGCCUGCGGACCGGGGAGGGAGAUCUCUGCUCUCCCUCCCCGGUCGGCAGGCACAUUGCAGGGCUGGCAGCCGGCAGGGGAGGGAGACUGUCGGAUUUCUCGGGGCAUUGCCCCGUUGCCCCCCCCCUGGAUCCGCCACUGCCCUAGGAGUGGCCAUCCUGUAAAGUUGACUGCAAGAGCACAGCGCAGACUGCUCAAUGAGGUGAAGAAGAAUCCUAGAGUGUCAGCUAAAGACUGGCAAAUGCUAACAUCCCUGUUUGCGAAUGUACAAUACGUAAAACACUAGAAUGGAUUUCAUGGGAGGAUACCAAAGAGGAAGCCACUGCUGUCCACACAAAACAUUGCUGCACGUUUACAGUUUGCACAAGAGCACCUGGAUGCUCCACAGCAGUACUGGCAAACUAUUCUGUGAACAGAUGAAACCAAAGUUAAGUUGUUUGGAAGAAACACACAACACCAUGUGUGGCGAAAAAAGGCACAGCACACCAACAUCAAAACCUCAUCCCAACUGUGAAGUAUGGUGGUGGGGGCAUCAUGGUUUGGGGCUGCUUUGCUGCGUCAAGGCCUGGACGGAUUGCUAUCAUCGAAUGAAAUAUGAAUUCCCAAGUUUAUCAAGACAUUUUGCAGGAGAACUUAAGGCCAUCUGUCUAACAGCUGAAGCUCAAUAGAAGAUGGGUGUUGCAACAGGACAAUGACCCAAAGCAUAGAAGUAAAUCAACAACAGAAUGGCUUAAACAGAAGAAAAUACGCCUUCUGAAGUGGCCCAGUCAGAGUCCUGACCUUAACCCGAUUGAGAUGCUGUGGCAUCACCUCAAGAAAGCGAUUCACACCAGACAUCCUAAGAAUAUUGCUGAACUGAAACAGUUCUGUAAAGAGGAAUGGUCAAUAAUUACUCCUGACCAUUGUGCAACUACAGUAAACGUUUGGUUGAAGUUAUUGCUGCCAAAGGAGGUUCAACCAGUUAUUAAAUCCAAGGGUUCACAUACUUUUUCCACCUGCACUGUGAAUGUUUACAUGGUGUGUUCAAUAAAAACAUGGCAACAUUUCAUUCGUUGUGUGUUAUUAGUUUAAACAGGCUGUGAUUGUCUAUUGCUGUGAUUUAGAUGAUGAUCAGAUCACAUUUUAUGACCAAUUUGUGCAGAAAUCCAUAUCAUUCCAAAGGGUUCACUUACUUUUUCUUGCAACUGUAAAUAUUUAGGAUACAGUUGAGAAAUUACAGCUUCCAUUACUCUUUGGGACCAAAACACAGAUAAAAUAAAAACAAAAUAGAUUGAACCAUGCAGAGUCUAUUUAACUUCCUUGCACACCAAUCCCUUAUCCACAGCUUACUGGCCGCUCAUUAUGUGCAGCUUUAAACUCCUACUGACUUCAGUGAGUUCCAGUUUGGACUUAGCCAAUCAGUAGUUCCCAUUCGUAAAAAUAGGUACGUACCUUUUUUAUAAAUGGAGAGCUACUUAUAGGCUUAGAGCAUCAGCUAACUGUUCUAGCCCUUGUAGCAGCAACCAUUGCCCAGUGGCAUUCCACGAUUUCUGUUACUCAGAGUUAGAAACCAGAUGCUGCCUGGGGGACCAGCCUGGGAGAGCGACGAUGGAGGCAAACUUUGGAGAUAAACUGCUUGAGAAUGGUUUAAUCCUUUAUGGCAAGAAAGCAGUUGUUAUGGGACUCCUGGCACCAUAACAACUUCAUCUGGAUUAAGUUUUUAUGGUGCCUCGAUUGUUGCUUUAAGGUAAAGGGUUUCAUUUCAGGUUUAGGCCUCACCCGCACCCUCUUAUGUCUUCUGUAGACAAGUCAGAUUGAUGAUAUUAGAGCUGCUGGAGUGGUUAUGUCUGUAUCACAUAAAGCAUUUCCUGUGUGAGUGGGCUGAUGGUAGGCAAUCACUUCCUUCCUCACUUCUUUGUAGUCCAACAUACAGAUAUUGGAGGACCUGGGACAGAAUUGAGGUUUACACCCUUUAUAACUGUUCCUGCAGCUCUGCUAUUAAGGUUACCUGAGGUCCAGAGGACACUGGCCAAGGUCCCUGGUACUUAUCUCCCCAUCAUCUUAUUUAAACUCAAAAAGGCACAUUAUAAGUGCUAAAAAAAAACCAGACACCCCCUAGUGGUCAGGCAUCUGUAGGUAGGUACCUACUCAGCCGCUUAAAGGGAAAUCAGGCCCUGGGAGUAUACCCCAUAAAUUCCUGCUUUUUAGAGGUUUGAGAUAAUUUGUUCAGCUCUGUAACGGAUCCCCUAUACUCCGGCUGAGUAUAUCCGCUGUACUUCUCCCAAAUCCCCAGUAAAGCCGUGAUUAUAGCUCCCAACUCCCCAAACAUCAGCCUAGAGUUGAUAAAGGGUAGAAACGAAUAUGUUCAAUCAUGGCCAAACAGCCCACUUAUAUUAAAAAAAAAAACAAGGUUGCAGUAAAACACGCACAGAACACUCCCACAAAAUGUCCACAAAUUCCUGUGUCAGACUGAUUUGACAUAAAAACAUAAAAUAUCAAAAUACAUAAAAAAAACCCAUAAAAAACAAAUAGGAAUCCCCUCAAAUUAUAUAUCGUUAAAUAGCCCUGAUCUGAGUGCCCACGUUCUCCAAAUAGCACUUUGAUCCAUGCAGUGUAGGGGAAUCACCACCGUGUGGAAGUUCUGACCAACCGCACAUAAGGUCCUAUGCCCAAAACAGUUCCAGGGUGUUUGGUGAUUUAGCCGGUCAAUGUCCGGGAGCUCCUGCGGCCGCAAUACGGGGUGCUCUGGCUGGCUCAUAGGUAGAGUUUGUUCCCCUUAGUCUCAGGCACCUUCCAUCCAAAAAGCGCUCUCCUGGCAGAUUUCAAAGUAGUUCAAAACCGCCAACCAAGUUGUCCAGGAACUGCAAGGUCACCUCAUGCCGAAAACCGUUCCAUAACAUUUGCGGCUAAGUCCCGUUGGGACUAUUCAUGAGAGCUAGCGUUCGGUUCCAUUUGCAUGAAGGGAAAGUGCCGAACCAGGGACACCCAGGGCAAGCUACUAACGGCGGUUGAGGAGAUUUAACUCCCAAACAGGGUCUUUAAUUGAGGGAGAUUUAACUGAGAAGAUUUAACUCCCUAACAUAGUCCUGGGGCAGGAGGCUAGCUAGCAGGCUCCUCCAGGAGCUUGUGGCAAACGUCCAGGGUAAGGAGUGUUUGUCACAAGCUCUCAUCAGCAGUUUCAGUUAUGACAAGGUAUGAAUAAAACCAUUAUAUAACCAGCAUCACAAAUUUGUGAUUCUGUUUCCUGCCUCAGGCUUUUUAAGGUAGUCUUGUUUUAGCGUUGUUAUUUUGAAAUCUCUCAAUGUACAUAUAUUUCCUUUAUCAUAUCUACAGAUCAGCAGAAAAUACCCUCAAUCUCUGCCAGUGAAAAUUAAAAUUGUGCUCAGCAAAACACCAAUUGUGUCCUUCCAGUCUAACCAGCUUAUUGUCCAGAUUACUCCAUCGGUGGAGAUGUCUGUGAUGUUACCAAACGCAAAAUGUCAGCACUUACUGACAGUCAAUGUGGUGAGUAGUGCUUUGGAUGGGGCUGGAACUAUUUUUCUCAUAAUUCUAUGGCAGCCAUUGGCCAUAACGGCUGCAGAGCCAAUAGUGAAUCCCUAUGGUAGAUAUUUGUUUUUACCAUGUGUCUAACAUUCUCUAACAUGUUACUUAUUUUUGUGCUUGUAGGGUGCUACCUUGUUGGCUUCUCUAGAUGUGAAAGGUGGAAAGAUGAAGACAUCGGUUGCAUUAACAGGGUUUGCUAAAGUUUACAAAUGUAUCUGUCUUUAUGUCAUUUAUUUUUGGUAAUUAAAAAAAACAAACUAUUAUUAUUUUUUUAUCCAUAGGGACCUUAACCUGGCAUUUGUCUCUGUGUCUUAUGGACAAAGUAAAUGCAAUGUGAGUAGGCUGCAUUUUGAUAUGGUUAUUAGAUUGUUUAUGAUGGGAUGUAAAUGGAAACUGGUACAAAAAGAGCACCCAUUUAAUGUUUAUUUUAUUGCUUUUGAGAGUAAUAGAGUUCUGUACUGAUAAUGAGGACUGUAACAUCUAAGUCUACUCACUAACACAAACCUUAACCAUACUUAUGUUGGUUAUGCAUCAAAAAGAGACACUGGUAAAUUGUAAAGAAGCAUAGUAGGCAUUAUUGGUGUGGAUAAAACUGCAAACAUUUGGAACAUAUCAGUUACUUAAAAGAGCAGCUAGCAGGGUGAAAGGUAAUAGGAAGAGAGACAAAGAACAAGUAAAAAAACCUCCCUUCCUGUGAGUACCAAGAAGUUCAUGUGCAUAUAUAAACAGUACUCUGAACUGCACAGCGCCAUCUACAGCUCAAGUGCUAAGUAUAUCUAUAUUAUGCAGUACAUGCUGUUGUAUUUCCCAACACUCCUUCUCUGCAGCACAAUUAUUCGACAUUCAGCUUCUUUUGUAGUAAACAAUGACGCUCCUUUGGCAAUGGUUUGGUGAGUGCGUCUGCAGUCAUCUCUUCUGAUGGACAAUACUGAAUGUCAAUAACUCCCGGAGCAGAUGAUGUUUUACAUCAAAGUGCUUGGUUCUGGGAUUAACUCUUUCCGAUUGCUCCAAUUUUAUAUAUCCCUGAUUAGCAUACAUUCAAGGUACAGUAAGCUGUAACUUCUACCUUUCCAUUACAUCUUCAGCUGGAAGAGUAAAUGAUGUGCAUUACAGUCUAUCACAUCUUUAAUACAAACUCUAGCUACAUGCCCUAAAACCUAAUAGAGCACGUAGAGAUAUUGUCACUUCCCCAAUGUUAGUACAAUUAAGAGCUAAACUUUAAAUUCUUUAUCGUUUCUGCCAGUUAAUGUAUUUAAGUGAAUUCAUUCUUACCGUAAGGCACGGCUGGAGAAAGAGCCAAGGGCUCACAUAGGACAUUUCUCCUUUAGAUUUAUUCUAUAAUAAAUAUAUUAAUUAUAUAUUUUACUUUAUCUCAUAGCCAUCAAUGUUAUCUGGAUACCUGCGUACUUUGUUUGUAAAGGCUUACUUGCUACAGAUCAACGGUAAGCACUAUCAUUUUUUUUAGAAGAUUGUCCACUAGGUUUACUUCCGCUUAAUAAGUGUAUUUUUCUCCAUAUCUUUUCUUCUUGGAUCAGUGUGUGUGUUCUGUUGACUAUAAUUAUGUUCCUCUUACAGAGGCACUGAGUAUUGGCGUGUCGUUACCAUCAUUACCUAACGUACAACUCAUCCACCAAGUCAUUGAUGUAAAGGAGGUAAGCAAGCAUCCUUAAACCUAAACGCAAAUCAAUUCAAUAAAAUAUAUUGAAUUCAAUAAAACACAUAAAAAUGGUGUCACUAAACACAUAUCAUUAAACAUCUGACCUUUUGGUCAACAUAUAAUGCCUUUUUUAAUGGCAAUCUUUUUAACAGAUUGCAAGCCCUUUCCUCAAAAGUACAUUAUUGAGGAGGCAAUACAUUUUAAAGUGAACUUGUACUCCAAAUAUAACUUUGGCUAAAUCAGCCCCAAAUACAUUGAAUACAUCAUACAUGAUAUAAUUGUAAAAUACUGAUAUUUACUUACUCACUAUAACUCUUUUCCAGCACCGCCAUUUCCUCAUCUCUGUUAGUAUUACUCUUUGUGUAAUACCCAUCACUUCCCUAAACAGGGCAAAGUUCCUCUGUAACACCAACACGCUGCCCUUGCUGCCAGCAUGUCAGUCACUCCUUUCCUUUACUCCCUAGUCAGCACUAGCAGCCAGUUGCCAGCGCUAUCAACUAGGGAGUUUCCAUAGUAACCACAGCGAUAGUGAUGUGGUUGCUAUGUGUGGGAGAGUAGUAAGACCUCCUCUGGGAGGUGUUUUCUGCUCUCCCUUGUCAUUCGGAUUGCUGGUAUUGAGUCGAAGAUGUGACUGAAAAGCUGGCAGAAAAACCUAUUUUAAAUCUUUUUUUCCUCCCCAAACUAUACAUUGGCUAGCAAAACUGCUAGCAUAAUGUAUAUAGAGAAUAAAGACCACUGAGGUGCAACUGUUCACUUGAAUACUCGGGCAAAUAAUCUGGGCACUUGAACGUUGUGACUUUUUGUCUUUUUGAAAAAUCACCUCUUCAAUUACCCGUUCUACAGGGAGUGCAGAAUUAUUAGGCAAAUGAGUAUUUUGACCACAUCAUCCUCUUUAUGCAUGUUGUCUUACUCCAAGCUGUAUAGGCUCGAAAGCCUACUACCAAUUAAGCAUAUUAGGUGAUGUGCAUCUCUGUAAUGAGAAGGGGUGUGGUCUAAUGACAUCAACACCCUAUAUCAGGUGUGCAUAAUUAUUAGGCAACUUCCUUUCCUUUGGCAAAAUGGGUCAAAAGAAGGACUUGACAGGCUCAGAAAAGUCAAAAAUAGUGAGAUAUCUUGCAGAGGGAUGCAACACUCUUAAAAUUGCAAAGCUUCUGAAGCGUGAUCAUUGAACAAUCAAGCGUUUCAUUCAAAAUAGUCAACAGGGUCGCAAGAAGCGUGUGGAAAAACCAAGGCGCAAAAUAACUGCCCAUGAACUGAGAAAAGUCAAGCGUGCAGCUGCCACGAUGCCACUUGCCACCAGUUUGGCCAUAUUUCAGAGCUGCAACAUCACUGGAGUGCCCAAAAGCACAAGGUGUGCAAUACUCAGAGACAUGGCCAAGGUAAGAAAGGCUGAAAGACGACCACCACUGAACAAGACACACAAGCUGAAACGUCAAGACUGGGCCAAGAAAUAUCUCAAGACUGAUUUUUCUAAGGUUUUAUGGACUGAUGAAAUGAGAGUGAGUCUUGAUGGGCCCGUGGCUGGAUUGGUAAAGGGCAGAGAGCUCCAGUCCGACUCAGAUGCCAGCAAGGUGGAGGUGGAGUACUGGUUUGGGCUGGUAUCAUCAAAGAUGAGCUUGCGGGGCCUUUUCGGGUUGAGGAUGGAGUCAAGCUCAGCUCCCAGUCCUACUGCCAGUUCCUGGAAGACACCUUCUUCAAGCAGUGGUACAGGAAGAAGUCUGCAUCCUUCAAGAAAAACAUGAAAAUCUAAUGACAUGGCCUCCUUGUUCACCUGAUCUGAAACCCAUUGAGAACCUGUGGUCCAUCAUCAAAUGUGAGAUUUACAAGGAGGGAAAACAGUACACCUCUCUGAACAGUGUCUGGGAGGCUGUGGUUGCUGCUGCAUGCAAUGUUGAUGGUGAACAGAUCAAAACACUGACAGAAUCCAUGGAUGGCAGGCUUUUGAGUGUCCUUGCAAAGAAAGGUGGCUAUAUUGGUCACUGAUUUGUUUUUGUUUUGUUUUUGAAUGUCAGAAAUGUAUAUUUGUGAAUGUUGAGAUGUUAUAUUGGUUUCACUGGUAAUAAUAAAUAAUUGAAAUGGGUAUAUAUUUGUUUUUUGUUAAGUUGCCUAAUAAUUAUGCACAGUAAUAGUCACCUGCACACACAGAUAUCCCCCUAACAUAGCUAAAACUAAAAACAAACUAAAAACUACUUCCAAAAAUAUUCAGCUUUGAUAUUAAUGAGUUUUUUGGGUUCAUUGAGAACAUGGUUGUUGUUCAAUAAUAAAAUUAAUCCUCAAAAAUACAACUUGCCUAAUAAUUCUGCACUCCCUGUAUAGAGCUAUUAUUUAUUGUUAUUUUAGACUGAUAAACGUGUUGCUAUGACAGCCAGGCUGAAUAUUUUACUUUUACUGCGCAAUUAAGCAAUUUGUGGUUUUACAUAAUUAUUUUUGUUUAUGCUUGCAGAAUUACGCAGUUAUGUCAUGUGAUCUUCAAAACAUCAACUGA
Messenger RNA from Pelobates cultripes (western spadefoot toad), 22430 nucleotides. Lineage: Eukaryota; Metazoa; Chordata; Amphibia; Anura; Pelobatidae. The record is from the annotation of a GenBank genome assembly.